ACAUCAACAAGUCGGCGGAACGGGUGCGUUGCACUCUACGCAUCACCGGUCCGCGGUUUAGUCGGGCGACAAAGUUCUAGCGAGCAGCACCGGUUUCAGAGUUCAGAGUCUUUCCGCGGCAAGAUGGCGAAUCCUAACCAAGAAAUCAAGUACACCAAGCUCUUCAUCAACAAUCAGUUCGUGGAGGCGAAGGGUGGCAAAACGUUCGCGACACUCAACCCGGCCACCGGGCAACCGAUCGUGCGGGUCGCCGAGGGUGACAAGGACGAUGUCGAGGUGGCGGUGCGGGCCGCGAAGGCCGCCUUCGCACGGAGCGCCCCCUGGCGGCAGAUGGACGCGUCCGGACGGGGCCGGCUACUGAACCGGCUCGCCGAUCUGAUGCAGCGCGACACGGACACGCUCGCCAACCUGGAGUCGCUCGACAACGGGAAGACGUUCGGGGACUCGGUCUUCGACAUCGGGUGUGCCAUCGACACGUUCCGGUACUACGCCGGGUGGGCCGAUAAAAUUCACGGCAGCACGGUUCCGUCGGAUGGGCCGGUGCUGACGUACGUCCGGAAGGAACCGGUCGGUGUCGUGGGUCAGAUCAUCCCCUGGAACUACCCGGUUCUGAUGCUGACCUGGAAGUGGGCUCCGGCCCUGGCCGCCGGCUGCACGCUGGUCCUGAAGCCGGCCGAGCAGACACCGCUCAGCGCCCUGUACAUGGCCGCGCUCUCGAAGGAAGCCGGCUUCCCGGACGGUGUGAUCAACGUGGUGAAUGGGUUCGGGCCGACGGUCGGGGCGGCCAUCGUCGCUCACCCGGACGUCCGGAAGGUCGCGUUCACCGGGUCGGUCGAAACCGGGCGCCUCAUCCUGCAGGGUGCCUCGACAUCGAACCUCAAGAAGGUUUCGCUCGAGCUCGGAGGCAAGAGCCCGCUGGUCAUCUUCGACGACGCUAACCUGGACGAAGCGGUUGAGAUCGCCCACAACGCGAUCUUUGCCAACCACGGCCAGAACUGCUGCGCCGGAAGCCGCACGUUCGUGCAGGAGGGCAUCUACGACGCGUUCGUGGCGAAGGCCGCGGAGAUGGCGCGCCGGCGCAAGGUGGGCGACGCGUUCCAGGACGGCGUCCAGCAGGGCCCGCAGGUGGACGAGGAGCAGCUCCGGAAGGUGCUCGAGUACAUCGAAUCGGGCGAGAAGGAGGGCGCCCGGCUGCAGACCGGCGGCAAGCGGGUCGGAACGGUCGGGUACUUUGUCGAGCCGACCGUGUUCGCGGGUGUGACCGACGAGAUGCGGAUCGCGCGCGAGGAGAUCUUCGGCCCGGUCCAGAGCAUCCUGAAGUUCAAGACCCUCGACGAGGCCAUCGAGCGGGCCAACGCCACCGAGUACGGGCUGGCGGCCGGUGUCGUCACGCAGAACCUCAACACCGCCAUCACCUUCACGAACGCCGUCGAGGCCGGAUCCGUCUGGGUCAACUGCUACGACUACGUGGUGCCGACGACGCCCUUCGGUGGCUACAAGCAGUCCGGCAGUGGCCGCGAACUCGGCUACAGCGGCAUCGAGCUGUACCUCGAAACGAAGUCCGUCACGAUCAAGCUACCGACGAAGGUGUGAAGCCCGGAACGGAAUGCGAUUCAAAAUAAAGCUCGAUCGGUACUGGG
This is a messenger RNA of Anopheles cruzii, 1640 nucleotides long. Its product is annotated as aldehyde dehydrogenase 1A1-like. NCBI's taxonomy places the organism in Eukaryota, Metazoa, Arthropoda, Insecta, Diptera, Culicidae. The transcript has 4 exons. Bases 124 to 1593 code for a protein of 489 amino acids. The record is from RefSeq and is a predicted model, not a curated record. Gene Ontology annotation, molecular function: aldehyde dehydrogenase (NAD+) activity.